This is a messenger RNA of Lathyrus oleraceus (garden pea), 1878 nucleotides long. RefSeq names its product BTB/POZ and MATH domain-containing protein 3. The coding region runs from base 264 to 1487 and encodes 407 amino acids. Gene Ontology annotation, biological process: protein ubiquitination. NCBI's taxonomy places the organism in Eukaryota, Viridiplantae, Streptophyta, Magnoliopsida, Fabales, Fabaceae. The record is from RefSeq and is a predicted model, not a curated record. Gene Ontology annotation, molecular function: protein binding. The transcript is spliced from 4 exons.
GGAACAAGUGCGUUACCGUUGGCAGCAGAAUCGUAUAAAUAAAUAAAUAGAGCAAAAAAACAACAUGCUAACGAAACGGAUCCUCUCCCUCUUCUUCCCUCUAUCAAAUUCUUUCAACUAAACCCCAAAUCUCAUCCUCAAUUUCAUCUCCAUAUCACUCUAAUUCAACCACACUACCAUAAAUUCAUCUUCAAUAUACUUGAAUACCCUAAUUCCCAACUUCAUCACUUGGUUAGGGAAAUUAGGGUUUCAACAAUCAAAAUAUGGAAGAAGUAAAAGAGGAACCAUGGGACGACGCGUCAUGGUCACGUUCGGUUAGUGAAACGGUAAAUGGGUCACACGAAUUAACGAUAAAGGGUUAUUCUUUAUCCAAAGGAAUGGGGGCUGGAAGAUACAUCACCAGUGACACUUUCAGCGUUGGUGGUUACGAUUGGGCUGUUUACUUUUAUCCUGACGGAAAAAACCCUGAAGAUAAUUCUAUGUAUGUUUCGGUUUUCAUUGCACUUGCCAGUGAGGGUACUGAUGUUAGGGCUUUAUUCAAAUUAACAUUGCUUGAUCAAACUUCAAAGGGUAAUCACAAAGUUCAUAGCCAUUUUGAUCGUCCACUUGAGAGUGGUCCUUAUACUCUCAAGUACAGAGGCAGCAUGUGGGGUUACAAGCGUUUUUUUAAGAGGCCACUGUUGGAAAAUUCUGAGUAUUUGAAGGAUGAUUGUCUUGUUAUGCACUGCACGGUUGGUGUUGUUAAGACACGAUUUGAAAGAUCCAAACAUGGUGUUGUUGUGCCUGCUUCUGACAUGGGUAAAGAUUUCAAGGAUUUGUUUGAGUCUCAAGUUGGUUGUGACAUUGUCUUUAAGGUCAAGAGUGAAAGCUUUAAGGCUCAUAAGUUGAUUCUCGCUGCUCGGUCGCCUGUGUUUAGAGCUCAGUUUUAUGGACUUGUUGGGGAUCCUUGCUUAGAGGAAGUAGUGGUAGAGGAUAUUGAGCCCUUUAUCUUCAAGGCAAUGCUUCUCUUCAUUUACUCGGACAAAAUUCCUGAAGUCUAUGAGGUUAUGGGCUCAAUACCUAUGUGCUCUUAUACUGUCAUGGUGCAGCAUCUAUUGGCUGCUGCUGAUCUCUAUAAUCUCGAUAGGCUAAAAAUGUUGUGUGAAUCAAGAUUGUGUGAAGAUAUUAAUACAGAGACCGUAGCUACAACACUUUCCCUGGCCGAGCAACACCAUUGUCCACAGCUCAAGGCAAUCUGUUUAAAAUUUAUUGCAAAUCCGAAAAACUUGGGAGCUGUAAUGCAAUCCGAAGCUUUUUUGCAUUUGAAAGACAGCUGCCCCACAAUGUUAAUGGAAUUGCUGGAGAUAUUUGCCUCAGUGGAUCAUACCUCAAGUCUGUUGUUGAGCAGGAAAAGAAGCGUCAGUAGCAUAUAUGGGCAGGAUUUAACCGAUGGAGGGGCAGCAGAAUCAGUCAAUCCAAAUUGCAAGCGUAUCAGAAGGCGGACAUAAUAGUAGUUUACACAGUCUGGAUAUUCAACUCAAAUACAAACCCUUAGGUACGGAGCUGCUUGUCAAAACGAGUGAAUCAUGGUUUUCUUUUCACCUGAUUCCACAGCUUUUAUCUGUGAAGUUUCUACUCUUCUAUCUUGUCUCAAAGAGCUACUCUGGACAGCAUUUUCAACUUUAGUCUGACGUUAGAAGAGUUCUAAAUUUCCAAUUAGGGUAUAUCAUGUUUGAUGAGUUCAAUAAAUAAUAAAUAGUCUUGGAAGGAAACACUCUUCCUUUUGAAGUUGUUAUAUGAUUGGAUGGUAGAACUAUCCCCAUUUUGUUUCCCCUACAUAGCUACUGGGUUGUGUGGUGUGUUAUUCAAUCAGUAGAUGGCUGGCUCCUAUAUCUGAUA